This is a messenger RNA of Sabethes cyaneus, 981 nucleotides long. RefSeq names its product micronuclear linker histone polyprotein-like. NCBI's taxonomy places the organism in Eukaryota, Metazoa, Arthropoda, Insecta, Diptera, Culicidae. Bases 1 to 981 code for a protein of 326 amino acids. The transcript has a single exon. The record is from RefSeq and is a predicted model, not a curated record.
AUGAGUUCGGCUGUUAUCACAUUGAACGAGCGCUUUGCGUUAUUUUCCGGUGAAGGACUGUCCAGAACGUCUAAUUCGCCGAACACACAUUCGUACCGAGGCUCACAAGCCAGCAGUCAGCUAAUCCAUCAGUUGGACCGCCGGUAUCAGCCCAUUCAUUCCGGUCAACGCUCGGAAGUUACCAUUAUGAAUGACUACUCCGAACGCGGUUCAAAUAUUCAAUCCCGCUUGGGGAGUAAUACAAGAACUGCACGAAACUCACGUGAUCCCAAUCGUUCUUCGCAGCGAGGAAAUAUGUCCAACAAUUUCCAUGGUCGUUCCACGUCCUAUCAUCGAUCACGUUCAAGUCGCCGCCAGUCACCUCGAGGCAGAGCUCGUAACAAUAGCCGUGCGAAUGGGGGCACCAUCGAUAAUCGGUCACGAAGCCGAAGAAAUGACAAUCCGAUCUACAACGGAAGCGUAAACGAACGGCUUGGUUCGAACCGUACUGCCACGCCAAUGGCAAGGCAAGCAUCCCGGGUUCGUUCCCAAUCUCGAGGACGGGUAGUGCCUCAAAACCGAAUUUCCAGUAGACAUCGUGAUCGUAACAGUCGUACAAAUGGCGGCACCAUCGAUAAUCGGUCCCGAAACCGAAAAACUGCAAGGCAAGUACCCCAGAGUCGUUCCCAAUCUCGGGGACGGGUUGCGUCUCAAAACCGAAUGGCCAGUAGACAACGUGGUCGUAACAAUCGUACGAAUAGCGACGCCAUCGAUAUUCGGUCACGAGGCCGUAAAAAUGACAAUCCGAGCCACAACGAACGGCUUGGUUCGAACCGUUCUGCUAGGCCAAUGGCAAGGCAGGCACGUCGGGGUCGUUCACAAUCUCGGGGAAAUCGAAUCGUCAACAAGAGAAGCAGUGGACAGCGUAGGUCAGCACCGACUAUGACUAAGGAAGAAUUAGAUAAAGAAAUAGAUGAGUAUAUGCGUCAAGUUCUCGAGUAG